AUGUCCAAGCAAUACCUCACGGCCCAUACAAUUGAUAAUGCCCACGAAUCAUCAAUUUAUGCACUAGGUAUAACCGUAGAUUAUACCUUAACAGGAUCUGGUUCCUCUGCGAUUAAACUUCACAGCACGAAAGAUGCUGCGCAUCCCUUAGUGCACACUUUCAUCGACGCUCAUAAACUCGGCUGCCAUCACAUCGCUACUAGUAAGACGGGAAAGCGUGCCGUAUCAGCCGGUUUUGAGGGCUCUCUCAAAAUAUGGGAUCUUGAGAAUCUUGAGGCCAAUGGGGAAAUUUCUGAUGCAAACAAAGGCGGCCAAGUGUGGGCGAUUGCGCUAUCUGCAGACGGAAGUCGCUGCUUGACUGGUUCUCACAAUGGACGAGUCAGAAUUUGGGAUUUGGAUAAAGAACCUUUCAUACAACUAAGGGACUAUGAAACGAAAAACAUAUUCACAUUGUGUGUCGAUCUUAGUGCAGAUGGGAAACUCGCCGCUUCAGGUCAUGAGAAUGGUGGUGUCUACAUCUUCAACAAUGAGACCGGAAGAAUGCUACACUCAUUGACUGGGCUCAUGAAACCCGUGAGAAGCAUUUCUUUCUCGCCCAGCAGCAAACUAUUAGCAGUCUGUGGCGAUUUUCAAGUAAUUGCAGUAUACGACGUUCACUCCGGCGAGCAGGUUUUUAAUUUCACUGGGCACACCAGUUGGGUAUUCUCAAUUGGGUGGAGCGAGACCGGACAGUUUCUUGUUACUAGUUCGUUCGACGGAAAGACGAAGAUUUGGUCGAUGGACACGCGAACGUGUGUUACCACCCUUGGAGAAUCUAACCAACCUAUCUUCUGCGCUUCAUUCUUGCCCAAGAUUGGUUCCGGCGAGAAUUUGGUAACAAUUGGGACUGCAAUUACGUACUAUCGAGAAGCGUCAGGCGCAGGAACUGGCUAA
This is a messenger RNA of Orbilia oligospora ATCC 24927, 933 nucleotides long. RefSeq lists its product as uncharacterized. The record is from RefSeq and is a predicted model, not a curated record. Gene Ontology annotation, molecular function: protein binding. Gene Ontology annotation, cellular component: Cdc73/Paf1 complex. Lineage: Eukaryota; Fungi; Ascomycota; Orbiliomycetes; Orbiliales; Orbiliaceae. The coding region runs from base 1 to 933 and encodes 310 amino acids. The transcript has 7 exons.